Penicillium manginii is the source of this 195-nucleotide messenger RNA. RefSeq lists its product as uncharacterized. Bases 1 to 195 code for a protein of 64 amino acids. The record is from RefSeq and is a predicted model, not a curated record. NCBI's taxonomy places the organism in Eukaryota, Fungi, Ascomycota, Eurotiomycetes, Eurotiales, Aspergillaceae. The transcript is spliced from 2 exons.
AUGUUAGGUGUCGAGCUGCAUAGUCGAGGCGAGUACGCGAAGAGCCAAAUCGCAGGCGAUGAGGCCGCGUGGACUGCGCUAUCCCAAGGUCGUGACCAAUUCUAUUGUGAGAUUUUGGAGUACCUAGGUAAUGAGGUUAGUGCCGAGAGCUUCGCGCCAAGCAAAGAGAAUCCCGAGAAGAAGAUUCGGGUCUGA